Molecule: messenger RNA, 1049 nt
Organism: Botrytis sinoallii
Lineage: Eukaryota; Fungi; Ascomycota; Leotiomycetes; Helotiales; Sclerotiniaceae
Exons: 3
Coding region: 1-855 (284 amino acids)
Source: RefSeq, a predicted model, not a curated record
AUGUUAAAACGUCCUGCUGCCGCGGGCAUGUCUUCAUCCAUGGGUCCUGCCAAGAAGCAACGUAGAACGAAGCCGGUUGUCAAAGAUUAUAUGUCACUCAGCAAGGAUGAUUUGAUUUCCAAAAAAAAUCAUUUGGAAGUUGUGCAGCUUUUGAUGGAUCUCAGAGGUGCUUAUCAACAGCUGCAAGUUGAAUAUCGAAAAACAAAACAAGAUUUGAUAGAUAAGGAAGAUGAGGCUGAAGAAUAUUCUGAAGAAUUUGAAAAGCUGAAAUAUGAAUUACCGGACAUAGAUCAAUUGGAGGUUAAGAUUGCCAAAAAUGAGAAACUCAUCGACAUCCUACUCAAGGACAACAAGGAUUAUAAGGAAACAUAUUACGAUUACAAGAAAGAAAAUGACGAGCUUAAGAUUCUGAACGAAGAGAAUGCUAGGAAGAUCACACGGCUCGAGGCGCAAAUUGCGAAAGUAGCAUCUAAGCCAAGAAAGAAUACUGCUGCUGCAAAACGAAAUUCUUUCGAUGUAAGACAGCAGGCAGAACAAAUACAGGAAGUUAUGCGCAGUCGCAAGACUUUCGUAAAACGCUGGUCUUAUACUUGCAUAGUUCCAUCUGCAGAUGUCUUCUAUACUCUUUUUAAUAUGGACACUGCGGCGGAGCUGGGAGCAAAGAAACAGUGGAAGCAAAAGAAGAUUAAUAUAGAUGACUUCAGAGAUAUCGUUGGUCGCUGCUAUGUUUUUAAGGUUGGAUACCCCCCCUUGGAGCCAGUUGGCAAAGAUGUCAUUUUGAGAUGGGAUGCUGGAGGAAAUAGCAUUACUGUGAGUGGGAAAUACGGUGUUCCAGGCAUGGCCUGCCCAGAGUGAACUUCUAGUCUCUAGAUUCUCUUGGUUUUUUUUAAUGCUGAGGGAGGGCGGAUGUCACUGGAAACUUUGAUUGGUUUAUGCAGAUCGUAAGCUCGGAUUUGUGUUAUACGUUUCAAGUUAUUAUAAAUGUUACUAUGAUUGUAAGAAUAGAAAGAACGCACUUUCUGAAGACUGUUGCUUGGUACUAUGUACAC